Molecule: messenger RNA, 1016 nt
Organism: Strongylocentrotus purpuratus (purple sea urchin)
Lineage: Eukaryota; Metazoa; Echinodermata; Echinoidea; Camarodonta; Strongylocentrotidae
Exons: 2
Coding region: 10-603 (197 amino acids)
Source: RefSeq, a predicted model, not a curated record
CUGGUCCACAUGAUGGAGGUGCGGACGAGUGUUACAGCGGUCACGGUCCUAUUGGCUCUCCUCUGCGCGGUAGCAACCGGAGAUGACUACGUUCCUUCAAAACUUUAUGCCGAUUCGAGCCCUGGAUCCAUGUACGACGUAGAUGGCGUCGCGACGCAACCAGAAGAUGACAAUGAUGUAGACGAUUUGUUGAUGACUGUAAUAGCACGUCUAAUACAAAACAUUGAUCCUAAUAAACUUGACAAAGCCUCCACCCACCGACUCCUCGCCGCAAUCACCGGGCUAAACCCCCCGCAACAAAUCCACCUAAGCAAAGCAUUACUCGACGAAAACCUCGAUCCCGCCAACGCGGAUUUCAUGAUCCCCGAUGACGAUAAACGAAGUCGAUGCCGCGGUAGGCAAUGCCGGAAUGUUGGAGGUCUUAACCCAAACGCUAACCUACGCCCUCUGCCGUUCGGAAAACGAUCGCGGUUCAGCGGCGCAUCGCAACACCAAGGAUCACUGUCAUCAUCGUCGUUGGGCGAUUUCUCGAACAAGAGAGGGCGCACUAAAAACAGGAUACGAGAGAGAGUACCCCACUUCCUGCCUUUCGGUAGACGAUAGGGGGACAAAAGGGAUCCCAUUUCUAAUGCUAUUUUAGACGAUAUAAUUUUAAAACAAGAUACCACUGAGUAUAAUCAAUACAAGGUCAAUGUAAAACAAAGAAAGAAAAUGCCUUAGUACUGUAGCUAAAUUUAAUCCACAAUAACUCUUAAGGAGAUUAAUAUCAAUAUUAUUCGUGUGAACGAUUAACAAACCUUUGAUUAACUGAUUUAUUGUCAUCGAAUUUGUUUUCUCAAAAAAGGGGUUAGAUAAAUUUGACUUCAAUUUUCAGGAAUUUGGAUACGUUGAAUUAUUACAAAUGGGAUGGGAGAAGGUUUUUUUCUCAAAACCAAAAUACCAAAAUAAUAAGGUGAAAUAUUUGCCAUAUCUAUCACUUUAUUGUAUGCUGGAAAGAUUACGUUGUUACUCUCCCC